Molecule: messenger RNA, 1760 nt
Organism: Salvia splendens (bonfire salvia)
Lineage: Eukaryota; Viridiplantae; Streptophyta; Magnoliopsida; Lamiales; Lamiaceae
Exons: 2
Coding region: 453-1343 (296 amino acids)
Source: RefSeq, a predicted model, not a curated record
CUACGAAGGUAGAAUAUGUGCCUAAGAAAUUAUCGUAAAACUUGUGCCCUAAGAACACAUUCUGCCUUCAUCUAUUUACUGACGCGAAAACAACCCUAACCCCCUCUUGCUCUUGGUGCGAUAUUUUCAACCUUUUGAGUUGCAGAAAUUCAUAUCAGGGUGUCAAACUGUAAUAUUAAGAAGACAAAGAAGAGAUCCGGGACUUGGAGGUGAUCAAGAGCAUUUUCGGCUUCCCGUUGGGUUCCCUGCCGGUGAAGUACCUAGGAGUUCCCUCACCGAUCAAGAGCAAGCUCAACAUCAUGCACUACUCGCCACUAAUUGAGAAGAUCGCAUCCCUCACCAAAAAGUGGGCAGGUAAGAAUCUUUCUUAUGCCGGUAAAACUGAACUUGUGCGCUCUGUUGUGCAGUGAGUCGAGUGCUACUGGCUACAAGUCUUUCCCCUGCCGGAAAACAUGAGGGACCGGAUCAUCUCUACCUGCCGUGAGUUCCUUUGGGGUACGAAAUACCCCCCGGUGGCUUGGAAGAAACUCUGCCUACCGAAGAAUGAAGGGGGACUAGGCUUUCAGGACCUCGAGGCGUGGAACAAGGCACUCUUGGCUCGGAACCUGUGGAACAUUCAUACCAAGACGGAUUCCCUGUGGAUCAAAUGGAUCCAUAGUGAGUUUCUCAAGAACAGGACGCUGUGGGAAUGGAUGAUAAGAUCACGGGACUCACCACUGUUCAAGAGGCUACUUGAAAUACGAGAUGAUUUGCUAACCGACCGGCCGAGAAGAGAAGUGGAGAAGAUGCUGGGACAAUGGUACGGGAGCAAGGGAGUGGUCGAGGCAUACCAGUGGUUCAGGCCAAAAGGAGAACGGCGACUGUGGCACAGAUUUGUGUGGAAGGAGUUUGUCCCACCAAAGUACUCCUUCACUACUUGGCAAGCUCUCAAAGGACGACUUCCAACGAGGGACAGACUGGGCUACAAGAACAUCGAUCAACGCUGCCCCUUGUGCAUGGCGCACACGGAGUCUGUGGACCACCUUUUCUUCAAAUGCCACAAGACUUGGGCAGUUUGGAAGGAGAUCAAAUCUUGGCUGGGAAUGCGGAGGAACAUCACCACCAUACCGAGCGCCAUCAAGUGGAUGAUCAAGGAAAGAAGUGGCGCGACAAUCAUCUUCAAGGCUAGAAGGCUAGCCCUCAUCGCAAUGGUCAGCCUAAUGUGGAGAGGCAGGAAUGCCUUGAUUUUUGACGGAUCAGCAUUCAAACCCAAGCACUUGGUGUUCGAAGUGAAGAAGGUAACAUAUGCAGUGUUAUACUCCCUUUAUCCGCAUGAACAAGUGACCGAGCACUUGGGAGUUUAGCGUUGCUCUCGGCCACGGGGGUACUCUUUUUCCUCCUAGGGAUUUUUUCCCAUCGGGUUUAUCUCUAGGAGGUUUUAACGAGGCCCUACCCCUACCUUCAUUGGGGUAACGUGGACGGUAGCAAUGAGUACAAGCACACCUUGAUGGAAAGAAGUACCGACGCAAAUCAAGUGGAUCCCAUCUUGAAGACUUUAACCGAAGUGAUGUCUUAUGUUGAUUUUGUUGAUGCAUUGAUAUUAUAUGUUGUUUUUCGGUUUGUGAUACCAACUCUUAGGGCUUUGUUUCCCUAGAGUUUACUUCCCCCCCCACCGGCCUACAUAGCUUCGGCUUUUAGGCAUGUAUCCCUCGGGUAUGCCCGUGUCUUGCUUAUACUUUACUUUUUGCCUUUAUAUUCCAUUCAUUGAUUCAUCAAAAAAA